AGCACCAACCAAUACGUCAUUGGCACCAACAGGCAGAACGCGGAAGUGUCCUGGUUUGUUUUGCUCUGUGGGCUCAUAGAUAUAUACAAGUGUUUGUAUAUAUCUAUGUGUGGGCUCGGCUCAAAUGAUGAGAGCAGGAGCCACCAUGAUGUUUGAGCGUUCUGCUGUGUUACUCUCGUUUCUGUAACUUCAUGACUGUCGCGUUUAACCCCGGUUGAUUCAGUCAGAAUGGAGGAAGAGGAGCAGCUUCGUUCUUUAAUGUUCCUCGUGACUUACAUGCUGCUGAAGCGCAGGAGAGACGUCAACGAUGCAAACAUCCAGAGACGCAGCGAGAUCCAAAGACGCAUCAGACACCGACAGUACUUCUUCCAGAGACAGAGGAGGAUGCUCAUGAUGAUGAUAGCAGGAGGCAUCCGCUCCAACGGCCGCAUCCGCACGCGUCCCUGGACCAACACUCCGAGCACCGAUUGGUGGGAGCGCGUGGUGAUGACAGAAUUCCAGCCCUAUGAUUGGCUGGAUAAGUUCCGCAUGAGCCGGGAGACCUUCUUCUACCUCUGUGACAAGCUGAGGCCUCGUCUGGCCCGACAGGACACCAGCUUCCGCCUGGCGCUGCCGGUGGAGAAGCGUGUAGCCGUGGCUCUGUGGCGCCUCGCGUCCAACAUCGAGUACCGGACCAUCAGCACCCUGUUCGGCGUGGGGAAGUCGACGGUGUGCAGGUGUGUCAGAGACAUGUGUCACGCUAUCGUAGCGCUCCUCAGCUCCGUUUACCUGCGAGCACCCAAUGAGCAGGAGCUGCAGGAUUCAGCUCAGCUCUUCCAGUCCUACUGGGGUUUUCCUCACUGUGUCGCUGCCAUCGCAACUCUACACACGGCUAUCAUCACUCCGUCAAACAACGCGUCCGACUACGCCAACCCUGCCGGCUGGCUCUCAGUGCUGUCUCAGGUUGCCGUUAGCGGCCGGGGACAGUUCUGGGAUGUUUGUGCCAGCUUUCCAGGUGGAACGGAUCCAGCAGACAUCUUCCAGAACUCGUCGCUGUGGGCCACAGCUGCAGAAGGUGGACUGUCACCUGUCCCACCACCUGUCUUCAUGGGGAAGACACUCAGGUAUGUGCUGCUGGGUGAGGCCUGCUACCCUCUGCAGAGCUGGCUGAUGAAGGCCUAUCCUGAGGAAAAGAGCCGGAGGGCGAGUCGCACAGCGCUGACGGAGCCUCAGCAGCUGUUUAAUCAGCAGCUCAGCAGAGCGCUGCGUGUUUCUGAGGAGGCGCUGCUGAGGCUGAGGGCCCGCUGGCAGUGCCUGAGCAAGAGGAACGACUGUGGGCUAGACGUGGUGCCCACCAUGAUCCUGGCUUGCUGCAUUCUGCACAACAUGUGCGAGUCCCACGGGGAUGCUUUCAAAGCAGAGUGGCAGGUGGAGGUGGCUGAGGCAGAGAGCCCCCAACCCAGCCACAAGCAGCUCCUCUCCACCAGCAUGGACCAGAGUAAUGCUGAAGAGGUUAGACGCCUCUUCUGUGACUAUUUUGAACAGCAGAUUGAUUGAUGAAGGACUGAAGUGAUCCUUGUAAACAUUUACAUUUUUGUUACACUACCAGCAUGACUCUGCUGUAUGAAUCUCAGUCUGUCACUUAUUCUGCCAUUCUAAUAUUAACACGCAUCCUUAAGCUAACUGUAGGCGUGUUACAGAAAUGCAAGUGUGCCUCAUGUAUAGCCUAGCCGAGCUAGACAACCCACGGCAACGAAUUUAAUUCUCUACCAGGGUGGGUCUAGUUACCCUCCAUAAGGCUCGAGGCUGGAUUCUCCUAAAACUGGCCGGACCAAUCACCAUGAAGUGUAGAGUCAGAAGGCGGGCGUAACUAAGUGACGACAGAGGCGCGACGAUUCUGACAGAAACAACCGGAAACAACUAGCCUAGCCGCGCUAGACAACCCACGGCAACGAAUUUAAUUCUCUGCCAGGGUCGACAACAAAAACGACAACAGUAGUUGAGCUCCAUUAGCACCGACUCUGAAUAAUCUUUCUGUUAGCAUGUCUGUAAUAUACUUGAGCUUCACCCAUUGACUGUAUAAAUAAGGCUUCACCGAACUACCGCAUCCUCUGAUUUCCGGCGCUCUAGGAGCCUAUUUGUUGCACUGAUUGGUUGUAUACCUACCCAAUUGCUGCAGAGUGAUUUGAUAGACAACCUUUUAGCCCGCCUCCCUCCCUGUCGAGCGUGCCUAGACCCUUGCGUCUUCAGAGCAUGGGUCUAGCACGGCUAGGCUACCUCAUGUAUGGAUUUAGGUCAGAAGAGUUAAAUAAUAAUUGUCCCAUUUUAAAUCCAUCCAAAAAUAUUGCCUUCUAUAUUAAGACAUUUUUAUGUAUAUGUUGUUUAGAUUGUUCUCACGUAUUUUGUACAUUUUUGUAGUGCAUCAUUGCAUCAAGAUUCAAGUUUUAUUUAUGAUUAUAUGAGUUUGGUGUAUGUGGUUUUCUCUUGAUUUUGUUGGUGUUUCAUUGUGCAUUUUGAAAACUUGCCACCAAGGCUGGAAAAUAUGUCAUUUCAGCAUUGACACUGCCAUGGAUACAUGCACAAGGAUAUGCUAUGUGAAUUAUUGCAGAUUAUCUCAAACAACAUCACUGAUAUUUAAACUGUAUUCACACAACAUAGAGUUUGUGUAGGAGGCUCCACGUGUGCAUAGGAAAAUACACAAAGAACAUCAGACAAACUCUGACAAGGAAGAUUUGGUUACAAGAAGAAUCACAUUAGUUGUAUGGAAAAUAUUUUGGCUACAGAAAUGAUGAUGUGGACUCAAAACAGGUACUCUUCUGCAGUGUUUUGCAAUGAACUAUUUAAUCAGCACCACAUAACUAUCUAUGAUGGUUACAAAGUCAGAUAUGAAUGCCAUCUAUAGUUUAAAAAAUACAUUUUGGAUGCCUUUAGCAAUGUUACAGUUCCAAACUGCUUUAUUUAAUCUUUCCCUUCUUAUUCUUGAUAGAGAUGCACUUCAUUUGAGAAUCAUAAAUUCUUUCCAAAUAGAGUUAUAGAACGUAUUUAUUGUCAUUGCAGUUUGCAACAAAAUUGGUGAUGUUGGUCAAUUAUUUCAGUGUUGUGGUGAAAAUUUAUGUAUUUUUUCAUGUCACAAUGUGUAGCACAGAAAAACAAUAUUGCAUUGUCAGUUUUGAUUAUUACACAGGUGGGAAAAAGAAAAACAGAAAAUA
Molecule: messenger RNA, 3188 nt
Organism: Acanthochromis polyacanthus (spiny chromis)
Lineage: Eukaryota; Metazoa; Chordata; Actinopteri; Pomacentridae
Exons: 4
Coding region: 229-1536 (435 amino acids)
Source: RefSeq, a predicted model, not a curated record